UUUGGAGAAUGGAUUUUUGGGAGGGUAUUCCAGUUUGCAAUCUUCCAUACAUAAUCGAUUCUCUUGGGUUCAAAGAUGCCACGUUCAUCUAACUUUAUGUCAGCAUUAAAAGAUCAGAAGGGAGGUUGGAGAACCUAUUUGCGUGGUGGUCCAUUUUGUAUAGCUUCUAUUUUAAUUUUCGGACUAUGUCUAUGGACCAUUUUGAUAGCACAACACAAUAAAGAGAAAUUGUUUAAGAGUUUACGAGGAAAUCCCUCAAGAUCCAUUACAUGCGAGAAUCAGUGCAGACCUUUAGGAAGUGAGACUUUGCCGAAAGGUAUAGUUGCAAAUACCUCAAACUUGGAAAGACGGCCACUUUGGGGUUUACCAGAGGUCGGUAUGGUGAGGCCUGAGGAAGCUGUGUUUGGCAACGAAGCCCUAAAUGAAGUGAGGGCUAGUUGUUCGUCGAAUCCUCGCCGUGGUCGACGACGGCCGUGCGUAGCUUGCGGUUGCCACAGUUGUGGAAAUUUGCGGAGCCCUCGGUAUGAAGUGGGCUUCGAGAUGGAUCUAAGAGGGGGCGUGAAGCCGCUUUUUCUGAGAAGGUUCUGGCUCAGAAGACAGAGCGACUGGAUCUGUAUCCUUGCCUCAAGUUUACUGCGACUAAUAAGGAUGGGUAGUCGUAUUCUAAGAUAUGAUUGUGGAUUUAGAUCCAUUCAUCAGGCCAAUCCCUUAGGGAAUCAUUGGGCCUCGAGAGAUAUUAGACUGGAAUUCUCUACCAACGAUGACGGGGGCCACUAG
Molecule: messenger RNA, 777 nt
Organism: Striga asiatica
Lineage: Eukaryota; Viridiplantae; Streptophyta; Magnoliopsida; Lamiales; Orobanchaceae
Source: the annotation of a GenBank genome assembly